Molecule: messenger RNA, 677 nt
Organism: Brassica oleracea var. oleracea
Lineage: Eukaryota; Viridiplantae; Streptophyta; Magnoliopsida; Brassicales; Brassicaceae
Product: 40S ribosomal protein S19-3-like
Exons: 4
Coding region: 65-511 (148 amino acids)
Biological process (GO): ribosomal small subunit assembly; translation
Cellular component (GO): ribosome; cytosolic small ribosomal subunit
Molecular function (GO): structural constituent of ribosome; RNA binding
Source: RefSeq, a predicted model, not a curated record
ACUUAUCUCCAUCCGGACACAAGCCGAAGGCAGAAGAUCAGAAGCGCAGGGACAAUGUCGACGGAUGAAGGAUGUGUCUCCACACGAGUUCGUCAAGGCUUACGCUGCCCAUCUCAAACGCUCAGGCAAGGAAUAUUUCGAUACGACGCCGUAUAGACAUUUAAUUGAGUUGCCACCGUGGACCGACAUAGUGAAGACUGGUAAACUCAAGGAGCUUGCUCCUUAUGACCCUGACUGGUACUACAUCAGAGCCGCGUCCAUGGCGAGGAAAGUGUACUUGAGAGGUGGACUUGGAGUCGGUGCCUUCCGCAGGAUCUAUGGAGGAAGCAAGAGGAACGGGAGCCGUCCUCCACAUUUCUGCAAGAGCAGUGGUGGUGUUGCUCGUCACAUUCUUCAGCAGCUUCAGACCAUGAACAUUGUCGACCUUGACACCAAAGGGGGGAGGAAGAUCACAUCGAGUGGUGAGAGAGAUCUUGACCAAGUUGCGGGAAGGAUCGCAGCUGCCGUCUAAAAUCAAGAUCACAAUUGUCAAUUUUUGAGAUUAGUUAUAAUGGAAUGAGUUGUUUUUUGAAACCAAUACUUGAUGGGCUUUCUCAUUUUUGUUUUGUAUUUUCAGCGACUUAUGCCUAAAUUACUCGAUAAUAUCCUUGUGUCAUGUGCGUAUGUUUUUAAAAUAU